AGUGGGGCGAACAUGGCUGAAGGCAGCCGGGGUGGCCCACCGUGCAGCGGGGUGGGCAGCAGGCGGGACCCGGCCCCCAGCAGCAGCGGCUGCAACUUUCCAGAGUACGAGCUUCCAGAGCUAAACACGCGCGCUUUCCAUGUGGGCCCCUUUGGGGAGUUGUGGCGAGGCCGGCUGCGCGGGGUCGGGGACUUGUCGCUGAGGGGGCCGCCGGCACCCGCGCUGCCCGGGCCACAAGGGAUGGCUGACUCCGAGCGAGAGGAUGCCGCGGUGGCCAGGGAUCUGGGCUGCAGCCUGGAGGCGGCGGCCGAGCUAAGGACGGUGUGCGGCCUUGAUAAACUGAAAUGCCUUGAGGAAGGCCAGGAUCCAGAAGUCAUACCAGAGGAUACUGACCUGGUGACUUUGGGGGCUAGAAAGAAGUUCCUGGAACAUCGAGAAGAAACCAUAACAAUAGAUCGUGUCUGCAGACAAGAAACAUUUGCUUAUGAAAUGGAGUCACAUGCCAUAGGAAAAAAACCAGAAAAUCCAGCAGACACGAUUGAAGAAGGGGAGCUUAUCCUAUCUGUGAACAUCCUGUACCCUGUUAUAUUUAAUAAGCACAAAGAACACAAACCAUACCAGACAAUGCUGGUAUUGGGUAGUCAAAAGCUCACAGAACUGAGGGAUUCAAUUUGCUGUGUCAGUGACCUCCAGAUUGGUGGAGAAUUCAGCAACACUCCUGACCAAGCCCCUGAGCACAUCAGCAAAGACCUAUACAAAUCAGCCUUCUUUUAUUUUGAAGGAACAUUUUACAACGAUAAAAGAUAUCCGGAAUGUAGAGAUUUGAGCAGAACUAUCAUUGAGUGGUCAGAGGCCCGUGAUAGAGGCUAUGGCAAGUUUCAGACUGCUAGAAUGGAAGAUUUCACCUUCAAUGACUUGUAUAUUAAACUGGGUUUUCCUUACUUAUACUGUCACCAGGGUGACUGUGAACAUGUUGUUGUCAUUACUGACAUAAGGCUUGUGCAUCAUGAUGACUGCUUGGAUAAGACACUUUAUCCCCUUCUUAUAAAGAAGCACUGGCUAUGGACCAGAAAAUGUUUUGUUUGUAAAAUGUACACAGCUAGAUGGGUGACAAACAAUGACAGUUUCGCACCAGAAGACCCAUGUUUCUUUUGUGAUGUUUGCUUCCGAAUGCUCCACUAUGAUUCAGAAGGCAACAAACUGGGGGAAUUCCUUGCUUAUCCUUAUGUUGAUCCUGGAACUUUUAAUUAAAGAUAGCCAAAAAACCAAAACAAAAAAAAAAAAAGAGUACGCCCUUGUGAAAUAAUUGUCCUCUUGGACGGUUUAGAUUCAAGAAAUACCACGGAGGAACAGGAUCCACUUGCAACAGUCAUGUUAUAGCUACAAAAAGUUAAUCAACCACAGAUUUUCUUCAAGUCACUUGUAUUUCUAAAUGUUUAGAAAUGUAUUAUUUAUUCCAAAGUAUAUUUAUUUUGUGCUUUGUACUGAUUUUAAGUGGUUUUCUUAUUGAAAUUAUAGAAGUGAUUUAUAUAUUCUGAAUAUAAAUCCUUUGUCAGAUACACAUAUUCUGAUUGUCUCCCAGUCCUUGGCUUGCCUAUUCAUUCUGUAUCCAGAGUUUUUUGCUAAUGAUAAUUUCAAUGGUAACAUCAAGUAGUGGAAGCGUUUUGAAAAUUCUUUGAAGAAUAUGAGAGCUACACCAUCUACCAUGUGGCUUCCAAGGCUGUAUUUAAAUUCAACUGAAUUGUAGAGUUCUCUGGAUGGCUUAAGAACUGACAUUUACCACAUAAAUCAAAAACUGACGAAGCCUGUAAGCCUAUGUGUUUAAAAGAUUGACUGAAGUAUGUUUAUGGACUUAAAUGUCAUAUACACAAUUAAGUCGAUUGGUAUGGAGAUGACAAGCACCUGUUCCUGAUUGUCCUUUCUCUGGCCAAUGGGAUAAAAUACGUUGUUAGUGAAGCACUCAUACGACUCUAAAAGUCUUUGCUCUUGCACAGGAUUAGAUGGAUUAGAUGGCGGACAUCAUCUUGACCUGACAUCUUUAAUCAGGAGGCAGCUGCCAGAACCAGAGUAAGUUCAGAGUGACUCCCUUAUUUCAUUCCCAAAUAAAUGAGA
Messenger RNA from Cynocephalus volans (Philippine flying lemur), 2112 nucleotides. RefSeq names its product small nuclear RNA activating complex polypeptide 3 (gene SNAPC3). The coding region runs from base 13 to 1251 and encodes 412 amino acids. Gene Ontology annotation, cellular component: snRNA-activating protein complex. The record is from RefSeq and is a predicted model, not a curated record. Lineage: Eukaryota; Metazoa; Chordata; Mammalia; Dermoptera; Cynocephalidae. Gene Ontology annotation, biological process: snRNA transcription by RNA polymerase II; snRNA transcription by RNA polymerase III. The transcript is spliced from 12 exons. Gene Ontology annotation, molecular function: bent DNA binding; core promoter sequence-specific DNA binding; RNA polymerase III type 3 promoter sequence-specific DNA binding.